UUCUCAGUAAAGCUAUCACGAGCUGAACGAGAGUUAUAAUCUCGGGCGCUGCUUUUCGAUAAUUCUCAUAAUAAUACCUCUUUCGAGUGUUGAAACCGUUUCUUCAAAUAUUAGUUGAACAGCUACGACGUGCGAGGCCGUUAGAAAAUAAAUGAACAUUUCCAAAUCUUUCCUUCGAACGGAAUUUUUGUCUGCAUUUCGAUGAUUAGUGGUGGUUAAUCGCGUUAUUAUUCGCUCGUAUCUAUUUCAGCAUCGGUGAAUGUUGUUGUAAAAUCAAUUCCUCGGGAAAUUCUUGAAGAAAUGUAAGGUGAUCGCGUCACAGAAGAUCAACACAAAAAAUUCCGCAAGACUUCCUUUCUUUGCUUAAAUUCACCGGGAAAUAGGAAAUAAUUCACCCUCGUGUCGCAGUGAUCAUCGCAGGAGAAUAUACGAUGGCCUUUCGGCGCGAAAUACACGUCGGAUUUUCGAGGAACGCGUGCACAAAAUGCGAAUCUACCGCGGCCGAGAAAAGAUUUACGUAUUGAAGCAAUAGACGGAUUCGUGCAGGAAUUUCUUCGGCUAACUUCUCGAUGAGUCACUCAACGGCGAGACGGGCACGUUUGUUAAUCGACACGGUGGAAAAAAGAGCAAGAAAAAUGGCAGCGGGAUACGACGAUUGUUACGACGCUUCUUGGCAUUUGAUACCGCCCGAUUACGUCAGCAACGACGAGGAUUACAGGUUACUGGAAAGUAUGAAAAUGCCAGCUAGAACGUCCGGUUUUGCAAUCAGCGACAUUUUGGAGUUAAACGAUGCCAAACCGUCGCAAGAGGAACCAGAUGUGCAAGGUACCACGACGGUUUUACCAACGGCCAACGACAUGCCGUCGGCUUACCAGCAAUUUCUGGAGCACACAACCGCCAUGUUGCAGCCUAUGCACGCUAAUCUGAAUAGGGGUACGCUACCACCGCCUCCACCUGGAUUAUUAGGAUGGCCAACCGGACCGGCACUACCGGCAACGUUGCCUCAACCCUUGGAGGAGGUGAAUGUACUCCAACAACCGGACUCGACGAGCCCGGCGAUCUCCGACAUGUCGUUCCCGUCGCAGCAGGAGAACAGCCACGAGUCGUCGAAGGACGAGGAGUCGCAGGACUUCGAGGACGAGCAGCAGACCGGCAACGAGACGACGCAACCCCACGAGACCGAGCACAAGAAGCGCAAGCGGCGCGUGCUGUUCUCCAAGGCGCAGACUUACGAGCUGGAGCGACGCUUCCGUCAGCAGCGUUACCUCAGCGCGCCCGAGCGAGAGCACCUGGCCUCCAUCAUUCGCCUCACGCCGACCCAGGUGAAGAUCUGGUUCCAGAAUCACAGGUACAAGACGAAGAGGGCGGCGAGCGAGCGCGUCGAGGCCGGCGGCAGCGGCUGCUCGCCCAGAAGAGUCGCCGUGCCGGUGCUGGUGAGAGACGGCAAGCCCUGCCAGUCCAAGCUGAUGGAGCCCACUGCUUAUCCCGGAAGCGGACAGGUCCCCAUGGCGCCGUACAUGCAGAAAUAUUGGUGGUAAGAUAACCGAAUUAAUGAAACUGGGAUGAAACGUUUCGAAGCAAUCCGUGGUGAUUCACGCGUUGAUCGAUUAUUGUAUGCGAACGGCAAUUUCACGAUUAGAAUAUUGUCGCGACAAGAAGUUAUAAAGAUACGAGGGGAUAGAUAAAGAAGAAAUUCAAGAUGGAAAGUAUGCGGAUGAUUUUAUGACAGUUUAAUAUGUUGAAAGUGUUAGAAGAUUCGUGAUAAUGAGGUACUCAGUAUAGAUUAUGAAAUCGGUAUUAUCGACGGUAUCGUCGAUAAUAGAAAAAUGAAAAAGGAAUGAAUUGGAUAAUAAGUGUCGGUUGAAAAAGAUUGACGAACAAAUCUUGAGAUAUUGAUUUUUACGUCCGACUUUUAGUGCAUAAUCGGUGCAUAUCUAAUCAGACUCUUGACGCAAUGAACGUAAUUACAGUCAUAGACGUAUAAUGGAAUGAAAAGCUAAAUCAUUUCUUGAGUUUGACGAUGUGUUUUAUCAACGAGUGUAUUUCAAGACACGCAUACACACAAUCGGACUUCUCAAAGUAAAAUUGGGUGAAGUGCGACGUUUUACGACAGUGUUUAACAUGUGCGUCUAGUGCGAAUACACGAAGCUGUGCUAAAAUCGGUCAGUACAUUCUUAGAAAAAUAUUUCGUCAAAAUUGAAUAAAGUUCAAAAUAUUAAUUCUUUUUUAAAUAUAAAUUUUUUUAACUUUUGCUUCCAAUAUCUGCGAACUUUUUUAUGACGCUAAAUAAUGAAAGUGUUUUACGACAGUAAUAGAUAUUUGCUUAAAAUUGAUGUACUUUCGUAAAGAUUUUGUCAUAAUGAAUAUGCGCGAAAGUUUAGCGAACAAGACGGCAAUUUCAAAAGUUUUUAGUAAAACCUUAGAUAAUUAUGAAUGGUUGCACUUCGCACAUAUGCAAAAUAUUAAAACAAAGAAAUUAUGAUAAAUUAAUUGAUCUAUGUAUGAUCUACAUUUCUGAAAGAAUAUUGGGAUUUUAAUAUUUCUCAAGGUGAUCUUCGCGACAUAUUAGUCACUUAUAUAAAAUACAAUAAAUCCCGAUAAAAAGUUUUUAUAUAAAAUAUAUUGUAUGUAUGUAAUUAUGUAUAAAGUAUAUAUAUUAAAUAAUAUGUAUAAAAUAUGUCCAUAUAUGUCUCCUUUCUCUUGUAUAAUUUCUGUUCGUAUAUAUAAAAAAUAAUAAAGAAAAUAAUUGAAAAAUGGACAUAUUUGAUACAUAGAUAAUUUAAUAUAUAUAUUUAUAUAUAUUCUUAUAUGAAAAGUUUUUACCGGGAUAGCUUUAAUAUGUACACGAGCGUUUAUUUCAAAAGACGAGAUGCUGACAUUGAUAUAAUUCAAGAAUUGACAUAACUUUAUCGUUAAAGGUACAAACAAGCGCGCGCGAAAGAUUUAACGUCGCGACGCAAAGUAGUUUAACGAAGUUAUGAAGAUAAUUAAAAAACGCAACUCGUAAAUUCGUGAGCUCGUAAUUCAUUCGAUGGAAAAUAAUUGAAAUACAGGACUGCGACCACUUGAAAGUUUUUACAAGUGUUGAUAUUUAUAAGGGAGUUAGAGACAGUUACGAAUAUUGUCAGAAACCAAAGAUCGCGUCUAAUGAGCUAGUUUGACGUGAAUAGGUAAAUAAUUAUAAAUAUAAGAGAGGAGAGAAAAUGCGCGUAGAGAAAUUUCAUUAGACGAUAUCGAUGUCGCAUUCUUACGUAAUAAGAUAUUUGUACAAACUGUUACACGUUAUAAUGACUCACGUAUGUAUGUAGAUUUCAAAUUAGCCCCUAAAGCGUGCGUCACAGAAAAUAAUAUCGUAAGAAGUUCCAAUUUAAUCAGAAAAUGCAUAACGUCGUCUAACUUGACCGCAUAACUGAGCAUCCCCGCGCAUGUAACGACUCUUUCGGAACGGCAACGAAUCACACGAAAAUGGAUUACUGCCACAACGGAUUGAAUUCGUGGCUCAAUUGCGAUCCGCUAAUUCGAUCGUCAAAAAAAUUUUUACGACGUAGGCAUUUCUUCACACAUUUACACACAUAGCUAAUGUAAACUGUGCACGUUUUUUCUUCAUGUCGUAAAAGAAUUCGCGACAUAUAAUAUUUGAUAGAUUCUCAAGAAUUCUAUACUUGCAAGAUAUAGUUGUAUAAUUUUUUUGUGACUCUAUACUUUCUGAUAUUUUCAUUUCUCAUGGAUUUUUGCAAAAAAAGAAAAGAAAACAGAGGCCAGUUUGGGAAUACAUUUAACGAAUACGCAAUUUGUACGAGUAGCGUACAACUGAGUGUCUUUAUCGGAAUAAAUUCGGCUUUGUUAAUAAUUUCGUUAUAUACUUACAAAUUUAAAGAUACAUAUUAAAAAUUUAAUUAAAAUGAGGAGAACUUA
Molecule: messenger RNA, 3915 nt
Organism: Wasmannia auropunctata (little fire ant)
Lineage: Eukaryota; Metazoa; Arthropoda; Insecta; Hymenoptera; Formicidae
Product: homeobox protein Nkx-2.5-like
Exons: 5
Coding region: 570-1538 (322 amino acids)
Biological process (GO): regulation of transcription by RNA polymerase II; cell differentiation
Cellular component (GO): nucleus
Molecular function (GO): DNA-binding transcription factor activity, RNA polymerase II-specific; RNA polymerase II cis-regulatory region sequence-specific DNA binding
Source: RefSeq, a predicted model, not a curated record